UUACUUGAUUCCAGGUUCUUUAUUACAAGCUCUGUUCUUGAUUUGACAAUAGUGGGACUUGAUACUGUGGAUGGAGACUCGAUGCCAGUGCAGCAACAUCACUACUUGAAAACAUGUUCAAAACCAAAUUUAGAGCUAGGAAGUGCAGUUUAUCUUUUGGGAUAUGCAGCAAAGCAGGAGCUGACAGUCGGUGAAGGAAAGUUAGUAAUAGCCUCUGAUAAUCUGAUAAAGUUGUCUACUGAUGGAGUAACGUGGAGCCCAGGUUCUGCUGGUUUUGAUGUUCAUGGAAAUCUUGCAUUUAUGGUUUGUGAUCCUAUGAAACUUGCGACAUUGCCAAACACCAAAUCCUCAACUUCAUCGUCGUCGACAUCAUCAUGGAAGAAGGAUUCUCCUAUGCAAUUUGGUAUUCCUAUCCCCAUCAUCUGUGAUUGGUUAAAACAGCAUUGGGAGGGGAAUCUCGAUGAACUCAACAAACCCAAGUUACCAUUAAUUCGCUUGAUGUCUUCUGGUCAGAAAAGUGAGCAUUCUUGUGCAUCCUUCACAAUGCGGCGCAUUUUUAAGCCCACAGAAGGUGAGAAUGAGGGAACUCCAUCAUCAUCAAAUGUUAUGUCCAAACAUGGAGAGCAGCCUGGACCAAGCUAUACUGCUGUUACGAAUACUUUGGAGGAUGAGAUUUUGACUGCUGUUCCACGUGCAGGGACUCAUGUACAGGAGGUUCCUACUCCAGAAAUCUACGAGUCCCCAAUGUUGACUUCUUUCCCAGUUGGGAAGAGGGAAAGUAACCAAAUUCAGCUUUUAGAUAUCAAUUUUCCACCAAGAAUUGCUAAAGCUACAGUUUCAGCACCUCCAGUGAGAAAAAUGCCCUCCAAGUAUGAUGAAAAUUUUGUUGAGGAGACCUCGCUGCCGCAGCCACUGGAAGAAGAACAACAUGGUGACAGAGGCCUAUCUGACGUCAUGCUAGAUGCUGAGUCAACAGGAUCUGUUAAUGGGGCCCAGAGUAAUGUCCAAUUAUGUUCAUCCCCCGUCGAGUUCUCAGAGUUCCAGCAUGAAUACAGUAGUGAAGGAGAAACUACCAUGUAUUCCGCCGAAACUGCUGAAAGUAGGCUUCAAGAUUUUAAGAAGUUAGCUGGUGGUGAAGUGGUGCUGAGGAAUAAUAUUGCCUGCAGAGUUGAAAGACUAGGUAAUGUGACCCUAAAAUUUGAAAAUGGAUACAUGUAUACCCUAGAGAGAGUGAGGAUUAGGGAUGGAUUGAUGAAUGUGAUCAAUGGAUCUCUUGUCAUCUUUAAGGGUGUCAAGAAAAAUGGAAUCUAUGUAGCUAGAGCUGAAAUAAUACUUGAAAAUAAUACAACUAUCUCUAAUAUUGAAUCUGAUUCCACCUUAAAAUGGUAUAAGAGGCUUCCACAUGUUGGUGAAAAAGGCCUCACAAUCCUACAUAAAAAGGGGGUAUUUGAAAAGUGUGGGGUGUUUCUACUAAAGCACAAAUCUGAAACCUUUGAAAAGUUUAAAAGCUGGAAAGUCCUUAUUGAAAAUCAAAUGUCUACAAAGAUUAAAAUUUUGAGAACUGAUAAUGGACUUGAAUUUUACAACUCAGAAUUUGAUAAACUUUGUGAAUCAAAUGGAAUCCUAAGACACAAAAUGGGGUGGCUGAGAGAAUGA
Molecule: messenger RNA, 1656 nt
Organism: Olea europaea var. sylvestris
Lineage: Eukaryota; Viridiplantae; Streptophyta; Magnoliopsida; Lamiales; Oleaceae
Exons: 3
Molecular function (GO): nucleic acid binding
Source: RefSeq, a predicted model, not a curated record